AUCGUUUGGGUCUUUGCAAAAGGGAUCGAAAGGUGUUGACAUUAUAGAAAAGAUUCGAUUUGAGUGAAUAUCAAGUGAGGAAUCUUGAAAGCAAGUGAAAAACUGGAACUGUUCCAAGUUGAAAAUUGGUUGGAACCAAAGAUUAUUUGUAUCAAUUAACAUCCUGGAGACAAAAGUGAACCUUAAAGAAUCUGAAGGUGUUUUGUGCUUUUAUCCUAUAUCAUUAAUAUUUACAAUUAAACUGAUAAAAGCUACACAAAGAUGAAGCGUUUCGUUGCAUUGCUGGCAUUAGUCACCCUGGCCCAGACGUUGUCGAUCGACGAUAGAACCCUGGACAUCAACAUCAAUGUGGAGAAAAACUCGAAUCACUAUCACCAUGGAAAGCUGCAGGAAGGAUCCUUCGAAUAUGGACUGGAUGUGAUUAAGCAAGUGGACAACCACUUCCAGCACAAGGUUAAGGGACCGGAUGGAGUAACCUAUGGAUGUUACGGAUUUGUCGAUCCCGAUGGUAAACCUCAUCUGGUCCAUUACGUUUCGGAUCUGAAGGGAUACCGCGUUGUGCCUCCAGAUCAUGCUACCAAGAUUUACAUUUCCCGACUGGAGAAGAGCAUCGAUAACAUCUACCAGGCCUCCUCGGAACGCAACGUCCAGUGGAAGGAUUUGUUCUUCCCACCGGCCUGCCGAAAUCUACAAACCGAGCUGACCCAGAAGCAGCCUCCAACCACCCCACGGCCAACCCUUCCACCGCCACCUCCACCACGCCCACAAACCACCCCGGCCCCUCCUCCAGCUCUGGAACCAGAAUUCUCCGACUCGAGCAACGUUCACGAAUCACGAGUCCUGCCCCAGGAGCCCGGCUGUUCCCGGGUGUGCGACGAACUGAAGGGAGAACUGCAGGAGAUCAAAGCCAAACUGAAGAACCUGAUUGAUUCGCUGGCCGAACGGGAUGCCCACAAGAGACCAUCAUCAGCCUCGGAUGGAAACGGAUCCUACGCCUUCUUCCCGGUCAUGCUGAGUGACCGGCUUCCCGAGGGAAUCGAUGCUAGCAAAGCGAGGUUCGCCUUACCUGCUUCCGGCCAAUGUGGGCGUCAGUGAUAUUGAUGGUUGAGAUUGCAGAAGAGAUGAUGUACCUAGUUUUUUUUUUGUUAAUAUUAGAUUUCAUUCAAGUCAAUGUGCAAUGUAUAGUCGUAGCUUUUAAGCGAAUGAUUGAGAUGUAUGACAGUGCUCUAGCUAUAGGCAAAUAGUAAAAAAGUCAAAAGAUAGUUGUAUAUUAA
Uranotaenia lowii is the source of this 1274-nucleotide messenger RNA. RefSeq lists its product as uncharacterized. The transcript is spliced from 3 exons. The record is from RefSeq and is a predicted model, not a curated record. The coding region runs from base 262 to 1095 and encodes 277 amino acids. Lineage: Eukaryota; Metazoa; Arthropoda; Insecta; Diptera; Culicidae.